GCACCUUCUCUCCGCUCCUCAUCAACGGACGGGCACGGUUUCUGGCGCCAGUUCUCCUGUUAGUCUGUCCCCGCCCCUGAGGUGGCCACGGACGCCCGGGGAUGUUUAGGGAGAGACCCAUCUUGUCGGGCCAGGCCCCUGGGAGAGUCUAAGGAAAAACCCGGGCGUCCUCGAGGCUCCGCCCUGGCCCUCAGCUGCCCCGCCCCCUUAGCGGGCCAAAAUAGAAAGGGAAAGCGGAAGUUGCCGGAAGGCGGGUGAGGUUGGCGGGAACCGCGGACCGCCGCGGGCGGAGGAGAGAGGAAGCGCGGGACCUGGGACCGCGGUUGAACUGGAUGCUGAUACCUGGAAAAAGCUGUUCUCUGUGCUCAUGAAACCAAACCUGAUCAGCCUGGCCCUGUUUUACUACACAGACAAUUCUUCUGUGGAAAAGUUUUAUCAAGACUGCCCACAUGAAGAUGAAAUCAUGAAGGAUUGUCAUUCCCACUGCUGCCUCUUGUGGAGAAUCUCCUCUGCACUCAAGAACACUCAACACCUGCAAGAUUUGGGCCUGAGCCCAAAUCAGGCUGAAGGAUUGUCAUCUCACUACUGCCUGUUGUAGGGAAUCUCUCCUCUGGAUUCAAGAACAGUCCACACGUGCAAGAUGUGGGCCUGAGUCAUAAUCCCCUAGGAGAUGAUGGAGUGGAGCUGCUCUGUGAGGCCUGGGACCCCAAUCCUGUAACCUAAAAUGCCUAAGGAAUGUUAGAGACUCAUGGAGAUCCAAGCACCUGGCCCAGCCCAGUGAUGCUGGGGCUGGAGCUGAGGCACACAAGGGCCUGAGGCACACAAGGGCCUGGUACAGAAACCAGGUCUCCUCUUCUCCUUUAUGUCCCAGAGCCAUUCUGCUUUCCCAGGGAAGAUGUCAGGGUGGAACAAUGGAAGCUCUAACAUGUCCUACACCAGCUUCCUCAUGGUGGGCUUCCCAGGGCUGCAGGAGUCCCGUGCCCUCCUUGUGCUGCUUUUCCUUGGCUUCUAUUUGGUGAUCAUCUCCAUCAAUGCCCUGGUCAUCCACACGGUGGUAACCCAGCAGAGCCUGCACCAGCCCAUGUACAUACUCAUCACCCUUCUCCUGGCUGUCAACAUCUGUGCUGCCACGACCGUGGUACCCGCCAUGCUGUUCAGCUUCUCCACCAGCUUCAACCGCAUUUCCUUGACCCACUGCCUGCUACAGAUGUUCUGCAUCUACUUCCUCAUUGUCUUUGACUGCAACAUCCUCCUGGUCAUGGCUCUGGACCGCUAUGUUGCUAUCUGCUAUCCACUCCGCUACCUCGAGAUAGUGACAAGCCGGCUGCUGGCUGUCCUCGUGGGGCUGGCAGCUGCCAGGAGCACAUGCAUUGUGGCUCCAGUGGUGGGGUUGGCCUCCCGGGUUCGCUUCUGCCGCUCAAAUGUGAUCCAUCACUUUGCAUGUGAGCACAUGGCCCUGAUGAAGCUCUCCUGUGGGGAUAUCUCCCUCAACAAGACUGUGGGACUCACCGUCCGCAUCUUCAACAGAGUCCUGGACAUGCUCCUACUUGGAACCUCCUACUCCUGCAUCAUCCAUGCUGCAUUCCAGAUUUCAUCAAGCCGAGCACGUUCCAAGGCCCUGAACACCUGUGGCUCCCAUCUGCUGGUCAUCUUCACAGUCUACUCCUCUACCAUGUCCUCAUCCAUCGUCUACCGUUUGGCCCACACUGCCUCCCAGGACGUACACAACCUGAUCAGUGCCUUCUACCUGCUGCUUCCAUGUCUGGCCAACCCCAUCAUCUAUGGGGCCAGGACCAAGGAAAUCAGGCAGCAUCUGGCAACUCUGUUCCAAAGGGCACGGCCACAGGACCACCGUGAGAAGCCUUUGUCCCUGCCCUCACAAAGGGAGCUUUCUGCCUGACUUAAGAAAUGGAAAUGUCCUAAUGCAGGUUGUGGAGGUGAAUGCUUAAAUAACUAUAAGACUAUACCGGGAACCACUGAUUGCUUACUU
This is a messenger RNA of Choloepus didactylus (southern two-toed sloth), 1990 nucleotides long. RefSeq names its product olfactory receptor 52K1-like. Gene Ontology annotation, cellular component: membrane. The record is from RefSeq and is a predicted model, not a curated record. The transcript is spliced from 6 exons. Gene Ontology annotation, biological process: G protein-coupled receptor signaling pathway. Bases 863 to 1900 code for a protein of 345 amino acids. Lineage: Eukaryota; Metazoa; Chordata; Mammalia; Pilosa; Megalonychidae. Gene Ontology annotation, molecular function: G protein-coupled receptor activity; olfactory receptor activity.